Messenger RNA from Argentina anserina (silverweed cinquefoil), 3148 nucleotides. Its product is annotated as protein argonaute 16-like. Bases 147 to 2819 code for a protein of 890 amino acids. The transcript has 23 exons. Gene Ontology annotation, molecular function: RNA binding; protein binding; RNA endonuclease activity. Lineage: Eukaryota; Viridiplantae; Streptophyta; Magnoliopsida; Rosales; Rosaceae. Gene Ontology annotation, biological process: regulatory ncRNA-mediated post-transcriptional gene silencing. Gene Ontology annotation, cellular component: cytoplasm. The record is from RefSeq and is a predicted model, not a curated record.
UUGCCCCUCUCACAGAACCCAAAAUAAAACACCGCUCUCUGCAGAAAACUCUCUCUCUCUCUCUCUGUUAAGUUCGCUUCUCGUCUCGCCUGAAAGCACCCAAGAACUCUCAUUGUUCUCGUUCAAUCGCGGUCAUACUUUUCGAGAUGGAGGAUUUACCUCCGCCACCUCCUAGUGUUCCAGAAGAUGUGAAGCCAGAAGUUGUGGCUCUGGCUCCUCCCAAGCACUCUAUAAUGGUUAGGCCACGUAAGAGUGGAACUACAGGCCGGCGCAUACAAUUGAGCACUAACCACUUCAAAGUUUCUGUGAAGAAUCCAGAUGCUGUGUUUUAUCAGUAUUGUGUUCUGAUAACUUAUGAAGAUAAGAGACCUGUUGAAGGCUUGAGAAUUGGGAGAAAGCUGGUGGAUAAGCUCUAUCAAACAUACUCCUCUGAGUUUGGUGGUAAAAAAUUUGCAUAUGACGGGGAGAAAGCUUUGUACACAGUCGGUCCUCUCCCACGAAACAAGUUUGAGUUCACAGUCGUUCUGGAAGAGUCAUUUGCAAAGAGCAGUGAAACGGGGGAGUCUGGUGAUAGUGACAAAAGAAUGAAACGCUGUUCUAAUCGCUCUAAAUCUUUCAAUAUAGAAAUAAGUUAUGCGGCCAAGAUACCUCUCAAAUCAAUUGCCCUUGCUCUUCAAGGAGCUGAAGUAGACAACACUCAGGAUGCAUUGAGAGUGCUUGAUAUUAUUCUGCGGCAGAAAGCAGCUAAGAUGGGAUGCCUUCUUGUACGACAGUCUUUCUUCCAUGAUGACUCCAGGAGCUUUGUUGAGAUUGGAGGAGGUGUGACUGGUGUCCGGGGCUUUCAUUCCAGUUUCCGUCCAACUCAGGGUGGAUUGUCCUUGAAUAUGGAUGUAUCUACAACAAUGAUUGUGACGCCUGGACCUGUUAUCGAUUUUCUGUUAACCAACCAAGGUGUACGGGAACCCCGCUACAUUGACUGGGUGAAAGCCAAAAGAAUGCUUAAAAACUUGAGGAUUACAACAAGACACCGUAACAUGGAGUGCAAAAUCACCGGGUUGAGCGAGAACACCUGCAAUAAUCAGUAUUUUACGCUGAGGCGCAAGAGUCAUGAUGGCACAACCGAGGGGGAGACUCUGGAGGUUACGGUGUAUGAAUAUUUCGUCAAACACUGUGGCAUAGAGCUCACCUAUUCUCAAAACAUGCCAUGCCUUGAUAUUGGCAAGCCAAAGAGGCCCACAUAUGUUCCAAUUGAGCUCUGCUCACUUGUCUCACUACAAAGGUAUACAAAAGCAUUAUCUUCCCUGCAGAGAGCAUCCUUAGUGGAAAAAUCAAGGCAGAAGCCUCAGGAGAGAAUAAAGAGUGUGACUGAUGCUUUACAAAAUUACAACUAUGGUGAAGAUCCUGUCCUUGCUGAGUGUGGUAUAUUUAUAGAGAAGCAACUGAUUCAGAUGGAUGGCCGUAUUCUCGAGACUCCAAAGUUAAAAGUAGGUAACAGUGAGGAUAUGAUGCCCUUUAAGGGACGAUGGAACUUCAAAGGAAAGUCAUUUUUGAAUCCUACACAUAUUAAAUCAUGGCUAGCUGUCAACUUCUCCGGACGGUGUGACAUUAGUCAAAUCUCUCGGGAGCUUAUCAAUGUUGGGAAGAAGACCGGAAUUCAUAUUGAACGCCCCAUAAAUCUGAUUGAGGAAGAUCCACGAGCUGAAAGACUUGGCCCUGUUGCUAGAGUAGACAAGAUGUUUGAACAGAUUCAAGCUAAGCUCCAAGAACCACCUGAGUUCAUUCUCUGUGUCAUACCAAAGAAAGGGUCUGAUAUAUAUGGGCCUUGGAAGAAAAAAGCUCUGGUUGACUUUGGGAUUCCAACACAAUGUAUUUCCCCACCCAAGCUUACCGAUCCAUACUUGACUAACAUCCUCAUGAAAAUCAAUACUAAGCUUGGAGGAAUAAAUUCUCUGUUGGCUCUGGAGCACUCCUCAUGUGUUCCUCUUAUAAAAGAUACUCCAACAAUGAUUUUGGGGAUGGAUGUCUCUCAUGGUUCUCCUGGCCGAUCAGAUGUUCCUUCAGUUGCUGCGGUUGUUGGCUCUCGUAAUUGGCCUCUUAUAUCAAGGUAUAGAGCAGCUGUUAGAACACAAUCUCCUAAGGUGGAGAUGAUUGAUGGUCUAUACAAGCCACUUCCAAAUGGAGAUGAUGAUGGUAUCAUUAGGGAACUGCUUCUAGACUUCUAUAAGACAAGCAAAGGACGCAAACCAACUCAGAUUAUUAUUUUCAGGGAUGGAGUCAGUGAAUCGCAGUUCAAUCAAGUGUUGAAUAUUGAGCUUGAACAAAUUGUGAAGGCUUACCAGCAUCUUGGGGAGAAAGAUGUUCCAAAGUUCACUGUCAUUAUAGCUCAGAAGAAUCAUCACACAAAACUAUUCCAAGCUAAUAGCCCUGAUAAUGUUCCACCAGGGACGGUUUGUGACACAAAAAUCGUGCAUCCAAGGAUCUAUGAUUUUUACAUGUGUUCUCAGGCUGGCAUGAUUGGGACUUCAAGGCCAGCCCACUAUCAUGUCUUGCUUGAUGAGAUUGGCUUUUCCCCUGAUGACAUGCAGAACCUGAUUCACUCCCUUUCUUAUGUGUACCAAAGGAGCUGUACCGCAAUAUCUAUUGUGGCACCCAUAUGCUAUGCGCACCUUGCUGCAGCACAAGUGGGGCAGUUUACAAGAUAUGAAGAUCUCUCGGAAACGUCGUCUGCGAAAGGUAGUGUCACAACAUCAGAGAGCAUCCCAGUUCCGGAGCUCCCUAGGCUUAACCAUAAGGUCGAGGGCUCCAUGUUCUUCUGCUGAGGUCCGGAGCUCAAAACAUCAGAGACCUUUCUUUUGUGGAUAUGGCUAAUCUUAUUAGCUUUUUGACUUCCAUAGGCAUAGGACAACAACCCCAGCUUUAGUACUUGGAUUGAGCGCUUUAGAUUUAGACAUUGUGGUUGUCAACAACUUUUGAGACCUCAUCUGUCUGCUCCUGAGCAGACAUUUGAGGCAUGAUGAUCUCCACAGGUACAUUGCUCUUCUUUUCGUUGGGUAGAAAAAUGAUCUGUUCAAGUAGUAUGGAAUCAUUAUUGUUGUCCUUUUAGGAAAUGAGUAUUUAUGCAGACUUGAACAUAUAUAAAUUCCUAGUA